Messenger RNA from Ictalurus furcatus (blue catfish), 1298 nucleotides. RefSeq names its product surfactant protein Bb (gene sftpbb). Lineage: Eukaryota; Metazoa; Chordata; Actinopteri; Siluriformes; Ictaluridae. The coding region runs from base 48 to 1025 and encodes 325 amino acids. Gene Ontology annotation, biological process: sphingolipid metabolic process. Gene Ontology annotation, cellular component: lysosome. The transcript has 10 exons. The record is from RefSeq and is a predicted model, not a curated record.
CCACAUCAGCGCUCAGACACGCUCUCAUCCCCACAGCCGCGAGCUCCAUGAUGGCUGCGGCACCUGCGCUCUGCCUCUUCAUCCUCGCCUGCGUCCUGACCACCGGACAUGCAAGCGUCAUCGGGCCUUACUCUCCACCCCUGAACACCUCCAACCUUUCAAUGACCAAAAACAUGUGCUCUGACUGUACCAGGAUCAUAGAGCUUUUUUCAGAUAUGAUCUCUCAUCCAGAUACACAGACCCUGAUCGAAGAGUCUCUCAAUGAUAUCUGCCGUCAUUUCCAAGGUGCUCAGUUUACUCAUAGCUGCUUGGAUUUCGUGGAAAAGUAUCUGCCAAUCGUCAUACAGCAAUUCAUCGCAUAUACUGCACAUAAGGAGGGAGAGAUAUGCAUGGUGCUCGGACUGUGUGCUGUUCGGCCAGUUCAACACAAAGCUCCAGAGUUGCUCAACGCUGCUUUGCAGGAAGCUGGAAUCAUCCAAGCACAGCCUUCGACAGGAACCAGUCACGAGUUACAAGUCAGCCCGCAGUGCACCUUCUGCCUCUUCCUCAUCAAAAAACUGGAAGACAUGCUGCCAAAAGAGAGAACCGAAGAGAGUGUGGUGAAGCUUCUGGAGAAAAUCUGCGACCACUUACCUGCUCACUACAAAGAGGAGUGCAACAAUUUCCUGGACAACUACGGCAAGCAGCUCAUCGACUUCCUGCUCACGUCUGCCACGCCGCACACGAUAUGCAUGCUGCUGCACUUGUGUCUCGUCCAGGACGCACCUGCUCUGGUGCCGUCUCUGCCAUCAGACUGUAAAACCUGUAAAAUCCUGAUGAUCCUGACUCAGAUUCACCUGGGCCAGAAUACUAGCGAGACUCAGAUGACCUCUUCGCUCUGGAAGACAUGCCACCUUCACCCCAAUGCUCUUCCAGGGUGCGAUGUGUUCAUCCAGAGUCAUGUCACGGCACUAGUGAACAUCCUGAGCAAACAAGAAGAAGCUGUAAACGCAUGCCAGACGUUCUUCUGUGUGGGACAAGAAUAACAUGAUGGACCGUCAAGCAAGGAAGCAGUGAAUUUUUAUUUGCUCCUCAAUUUGCUCUCGUGUUUUACAAUAUUAAUCUUGAUUAGGCUUAAGUCAAUCGAGAAGACUUCCUUUUCUUAUACAAUAAUGAGAACAAUCAUGUAACAAAACAUCCGAUUGUAAAAAAUGAUCUUUUUCUGUCAUGGUAAUGUAUACAGAAGACCAUACUUUUUUUUUUUUUUUUUUUAAAUAAAAUCUUGAUUUUACAAUCACCAUGGCGAUAUUUUGCUCUAU